This is a messenger RNA of Labrus mixtus (cuckoo wrasse), 3027 nucleotides long. It is a transcript of the gene kcnn1b, whose product is annotated as potassium intermediate/small conductance calcium-activated channel, subfamily N, member 1b. NCBI's taxonomy places the organism in Eukaryota, Metazoa, Chordata, Actinopteri, Labriformes, Labridae. Gene Ontology annotation, cellular component: neuronal cell body; neuron projection; plasma membrane. Gene Ontology annotation, molecular function: calmodulin binding; small conductance calcium-activated potassium channel activity. The record is from RefSeq and is a predicted model, not a curated record. The coding region runs from base 190 to 2988 and encodes 932 amino acids. The transcript has 9 exons. Gene Ontology annotation, biological process: potassium ion transmembrane transport.
UUGUAAAAAAAAAAAAUUAAAAAAAAAAAGGGGGGGGAAUUGAUGGCUACUGUGUGCACAUUUGAACUGUAAUAUACUGCAUUUCAAUAUUUUUUAGGAUCUCUGUUGCAUAGUGUCCUCAUCUUUUCUCUUUCUCAUCCCACUAUUGUAAUCCUAACUUCCAUCUUAUUUCAGCUCUUCAGUGAUGCCAUGAGGUUGAUCCUUGUUAAACCCACCAAUGCCACUCGACGUCUUGACUCAACAGGUGAAGUCUUCCAUGACGGAGAGAAUGAGCAUUGUACCUCAGGAGGUCCAUCAGGUCCAACAAAAACUCCUGAGGGACUGCAUGAUCGGUACUCAGGUGCCUCUUUGGAAUCGUCUUCUUCUCCACAGGAGACGAGUCUGUGCCGUGUUUCGUCUUCACCCUGCGAAAGAUCCAAUGGAAUCAGUCCAACAAGGGUUCCAGCUCAGAAGUCUCCGGUGAAAACCCGAAACUUAACCUUAUCGCAGCUGAGUGAUCAGGACUGGCUGCUGCUGUGUGGCCAGGUUAGCAGUGUUGGAGAUGGCUCAACAUCAGCAGAGAGAGCAGGGACCAGUGUAGGACAUCCAAACCACAAUGACAGAUGUGGUUGUUCUUGUCCUGGUGCACACCAACAACACUUAGAGGCUUCCAGUUUUCAUCUGCCAUCAAAUCAGGGAACAAUCCAAGACUGCUACUCCAGGGUUUCAAACAAGAAAAGCCUUUCAACUUCACCACAAACCCAACAUUUCUCUCAAAGCACCCCAAACCGGACCUCUUGGCAGGUUAUUCCACUGCCAACACACCAAAGGGAUCUUCAGGAUAAUUUCAUGCUUCAAUGCAGUGACCCAGAAGGUCAAAAAGAUUCUUUGCAGCAACAGCCUUGCAAUCAUUUAAAACUUAAAGACAACGGCCAAGCAGUGCAUCCAAAUGUAUUCAACAUUCCUUUGAACUCCUUUGAGUGUGCUGAGGCAAAUCCGAAACCACCUCACCAGCAUUCUCAGUCUGCUGUUGCUGCGGAGCUCAACUGGAGGGAGAUUUUUGGUAAAGAGCCAUUGUUAGUUCAGCAAUGUCAGAAGCAAGAUUCUCAAUGCGGGACAAGUGGCGAUAAAACCUGCAAGUCAUCACGAGAGCCCUCGAUCAUCCUCAAGUGCCGACACCUCCCUUACAAUCCUUUGACUAGCACCCCGCGGAUGAAGAGGUUGUCUACUCCGGCAAGUAACAAGAGUCUGCAGUCCUUCUCGGCAAGUCAGUUUAGUUCACCGAACCAGAAUUUAGUGGCGGAGAGAGCUAGACAGAUGACCUCUCAGCACCACAUUGGAUCAAAACCAUCCCUCCCUAAACACACAUCUCCACCUUCUGACACCUUUGACACAAGUGACCUAGUCAACGGGGAUGCAGUGCAUCCGCUGAGCAGCCAUGGCACUUUGAGAUCCAGUCUUUCAGAACUCAACUCUGGCCAGCAGCCUCUUCAGCUUCUUCACAGCACCAUCCUGGAGGACGCCUUUUCCAAAGUCAUCAGAGAAGAUUCCAGUAAGGCCAACAGUGAGAACCUGACCAGGGAAGAAGGCAACGUACCGCAGAAGAAGACCAAGGACAUUAGCUACCGGCUGGGUCAGAGAAGGGCUCUCUUUGGGAAGCGCAAACAGUUAAGCGACUACGCCUUGGUCUGUGGGAUGUUUGGCAUCAUUGUCAUGGUGAUUGAGACAGAGCUUUCAAGAGGAUUUUACAGCAAGGAAUCCAUAUAUUCCUACAUACUGAAAGGCCUGAUCAGCCUCUCUACUGCUUUUCUUCUUGGACUCAUCGUGAUGUACCAUGCAAGGGAAAUCCAGCUCUUCAUGGUAGACAAUGGAGCUGAUGAUUGGAGGAUAGCGAUGACCAUUGAGCGGGUUCUGUUUGUUGUGUUGGAGCUCCUCGUCUGUGCUAUCCAUCCAAUCCCAGGUCAAUAUGUGUUCACCUGGACCACCAGGCUGGCCUUCAGCUACACAGCAUCAGUAGCGGACGCUGAUGUUGACAUCAUCCUCUCUGUUCCCAUGUUCCUGCGCCUCUACUUGAUUGGCCGGGUCAUGCUACUUCACAGCAAGCUGUUCACGGACGCUUCCUCCCGCAGCAUUGGGGCGCUUAACAAGAUCAGCUUUGACACUCGUUUUGUCAUGAAGACUCUGAUGACCAUCUGCCCUGGAACAGUCCUGCUGGUCUUCAGUGUGACCUGUUGGAUCAUUGCAGCGUGGACCGUGCGUGUCUGUGAAAGGUAUCACGAUGCACAGGAAGUGACCAGUACUUUUCUUGGAGCCAUGUGGUUGAUAUCCAUCACCUUCCUAUCUAUUGGCUAUGGCGACAUGGUCCCUCACACAUACUGUGGGAAAGGCGUUUGCUUACUGACAGGAAUCAUGGGAGCAGGCUGUACAGCCUUAGUGGUCGCUGUUGUUGCAAGAAAGUCAGAACUCACCAGAGCCGAGAAGCACGUCCAUAACUUCAUGAUGGAUACUCAGCUCUACAAAAAGAUAAAAAACACAGCAGCCAAUGUGCUGAGGGAGACGUGGCUCAUCUACAAAAACACAAAGCUGGUCAAAAAGAUCGACCAUGCCAGAGUGCGCCACCAUCAACGCAAAUUUCUUCAAGCCAUUCACCAACUGCGAACAGUCAAAAUGGAGCAACGGAAGCUGACUGAUCAGGCCAAUACAGUCGGUGACAUUGCUAAGACUCAGAACAUGAUGUAUGAUCUUGUGUUAGAUCUGCAGCACAGAAGCGAGGAGCUUGACAGGAGGAUUGUAGUUCUUGAAGACAAACUAGACUCCAUCCUUCUCAGUGUGCAAUCGCUGCCUGCCGUGCUCUCUCAAGCAAUAACAAAGCUACAAAAGGAUUUCCUGGACGACCUGGCCUGUCGUGUCCACUUCCUAUCUUCCUCCCUGAGCUCUGAGUGCUGCCCGGUCCCUGCCAGGCAGCUCUGUCCUGGACCCACCACACCAGAGACACCAUACAGCUCCUAACCACACUCAGAGCUUUUCUCUUAGUUUAUUUUUUUUUUA